This is a messenger RNA of Lucilia cuprina (Australian sheep blowfly), 649 nucleotides long. Its product is annotated as adenosine 5'-monophosphoramidase HINT3-like. The record is from RefSeq and is a predicted model, not a curated record. The transcript has 3 exons. NCBI's taxonomy places the organism in Eukaryota, Metazoa, Arthropoda, Insecta, Diptera, Calliphoridae. Gene Ontology annotation, molecular function: catalytic activity. The coding region runs from base 120 to 536 and encodes 138 amino acids.
CUCUGAACAAAAGUGUAAAGUAAAAGAAUACAAAAUAAACGUACUUGCGCUUUUUUCCAAACUGUUUAGUUUUAUUAAGGUGGUCAUUUGUGGAUAAUCUAAUUGCUCAAAAGAAAACAAUGGUCUUUUGUGUAUUCUGUGAUAUUAUCAGGGGGAAAUCACCCUGUACUAAAAUUGAAGUAGAAACCGAGGAAUAUGUGAUAUUUAAAGAUAUUAAACCAGCUUCAAAAUAUCAUUAUUUAUGUGUAACAAAAAGACACAUAGAAUGUCUAACAGCAAUGUCCAAAGAUGAUAUAGCUUUAGUCAAUCAAAUGGCAGAAGGUUUGCAGAGAUUUUUUAAAUCUUUAAAUAUUGAUCUUAAUGAGGCUUUACUGGGUUUUCACAUGCCACCCAUUAUAAGUGUUUAUCAUUUGCAUAUGCAUGGUAUAGCACCAGGUACCGAUAUGUCCUCACAUGAUAGAUAUUUAUUUAAAACUCCAUCCUAUUGGUUUAAAACGGUGGAGGAGACGAAAAAGUAUUUAGCUAGUAAAUCAUAAACAUGGAACACUUUUUUUGAGGCAAAAAGGCUUAGUUGUAGUGUGAAAAAUAGUAAUUAAUAGAAUUUGUUUAAUUUUAAUUAUUUAAAUUAAUUCGUAUUAUUGUUUUAUGU